This is a messenger RNA of Durotheca rogersii, 876 nucleotides long. RefSeq lists its product as uncharacterized. NCBI's taxonomy places the organism in Eukaryota, Fungi, Ascomycota, Sordariomycetes, Xylariales, Xylariaceae. The transcript has a single exon. The record is from RefSeq and is a predicted model, not a curated record. The coding region runs from base 1 to 876 and encodes 291 amino acids.
AUGUCAGUCGAAAAGGGAGCCGACGCCACCUUGGCAUGCCCACCCCUCGACGAGUACGGGGCGGCACCCCCGCCUUACGCCGCGACAGCCGGCACGGACGGGGCCGACGCGCCGGCGUACAGCUGGCCGGCGGAGGCGGGGCGCGUCGCAGGCGCGAGCGGGCGCUUCCCGGCGGCGCUCAACGCGUACUUCCCGAAGACGGGGCUGUCGCGGACGCUCCACCUGGGGCAGCGGGCGGACGCGCCGCUGCUGGCGGUGACGACGCACUCGGGGCUGACGAGCAGGCCGCUGCUGGAGCUGCGGGCGCGGGCGGGCGGGCCGGUCAUCGCGUCGGCCGACAACGAGAGCCGGUGGGGGUGCGGCCGCACCUCGAUCGUCAAGGUGGUCGGCGGCGGCAGCCUGGCGGCGGCGGCAGAGGGGGCGCAGGCCGACGAGUUCCCCGCCCCCCCGCUGCGCGAGCAGACCGUCGUCAUGAGGCAGCGCGCCAGCUGGACGCACCUCAGCUACGGCUUCUCCGCCGCCGUCGGCCGGGGCAAGGACCUGCGCCCCGAGGACUUCGAGUGGCGCCGCAGCCGCGGCCCCGAGGUCCGCCAGGUCAACGGCGGCGCCGGCCUCUCGGGCUGGAAGCUGGUGCGGCUCGCGGCCGGGCACCGGAGCGCAGAGGGCGGCAAGGGCGCGGCCGGCGAGGCGAGCGGCGCCGGCGAGGUCGUCGCCGUCUGGUCCCACAACGCGUCCGCGUCCAUGACCAAGGUGCUCCGCUUCCAGCUCGUCGGCAGCGCGGCCGCCGGGCUGCUCGGCGACGAGUUCGCGCUCGUCGCCAUCAUGACGGCGCUCAAGGUCUGGUACGCCGAGUUCACGGGCGCGGCCGCGUCUUAG